CCUAGGCGUGGUAGACAUACACGCUUGCUUAGUGUAGGUGUGCACCAGAACUGAUCAAUCCUAUAAUUCGUUGCACUAUUUGAGAAUGACACAUUAUUUUAAUAGUGUGUUUACAUCAGGUCGAGGAAUCAUUGUGCGUGUUUUACUUUCAUAGUGAAUUUGAAGGAAGAAAAAUCAGUUCCAGAAUAACUUAUUUCGUCAGAUAUUAAAAAUCAUAAUAUGAAACUCAAUAACAGGUUUGUAUGUCAAUUGCAAGCUUUUUGUAAAUAUUUCCUCGCUAUACAAAAAUAAGGCGUAGUUAGGAAGGGUUUCAAGCUCAGUUUAAAUUAUCAUCUCAUAAAUGUAUCUGCCCCUGCAAGACUCAUCUCUCGCAAGACAAAUCACCUCAAAAAUAUACCUCUUGCUACAUUACACAUCUCUUUGUCACGCUUUAGUAAACAUAUCUAAUUCUCAUGCUCGAAUAAACGUAUCAAAUGCUGGGGAUAAAAUACAGUUAUCUAAAUUCUCCGUUAAAAGUCUUGUUAAAAUAAAUAUGAACCUUACAAUUCUUAUAUCUGUCGAUAUAAAUCUAAACUGGACAACUAGACAAUUCUUAUAUUUUAUCUAAUCAUAAAAAUCUAAACUGUACAGUUCUUAUGCUAUAUCUAUCUACAUAAAUCUAAACUGUACAGUUCUUAUGCUAUAUCUAUCUACAUAAAUCUGAACCCAACCAUUCUUAUCUUAUAUCUAUAUAUUAUUAGAGGCGUCUUAUAUUAAGUCAUCUUUUCACGCGUAUGAACUUUAACUGACCCCAAGUUCGGCACCGCGACGGGGUGUGGCUUAACGACAAAUAGUCUCCUUUGACCUUGUCUACGAGUAAAAACAAGCUAUAGUCUUUCUAAUUAGAAUUCUGUAGAAAUAUCGAGACUUUUCGAGAUAGUGAAAUAAUGUGUAAGCCCUCUCUAGACAAGGCUCUACAAAAGACUAUACAUAUCCGUAUCGAUCUAGAGAGAGAAGGGAUGAGCGGAGACAGAUUGAGCUGAUCGAGAUUUGCCAUUGCGAUACGAGACAAAGAUUUGUUUAUUAAUAUUUACCAUGUGAGCGUAUGUUCCUUCUUCAACAUCGUACCGGUACAAGUCAUCACUGUACUGUAAGUCAAUAUCUUUAGCUUUAAUACGUUUGGAUUAUGUAAUUUUAAAUGUAACCUAAUAAAGUUAUUAAUCGUAAAUAGCCCUAUUUUGGGUAUUAUUUCUGUAUUACUGUAUUUAAUUUAUGGUAUCGUCUUUUGUUAUGUACUUUUUGACACGAGCCAUAGAGUAAAAUAAGAGAUUAAAUUCUCUACACUUAUAACGGUACGCAACAAUAUGUAAUGUUACUUACUAUUAUUAAGUUUUGUGAAUUUAAUCUGUUUUAAUAUUUGGCCCGUUUGUUGAACGAUAAAUAGCAAGGAAAUGAAAAGCAGUGAACAAAGAAAAGCGAUACCCAAGCGAAUAAUAUAAACACUAUUCAAUUGAUUACACUAUUAAGUUCUUAUAAAAAAUCAAUAUCACAUAUACAGAAAUAAAAUCUCUAUUAACUUACAGUAUAGCCGUGAAAGAGUAUAAUCCUCGAAAGAUCCAAAUAUUAAUAGCGACACAGACACAAAUAGUAAUAGAGCAAUCUUGUAAGGCUUCUAUAAAUAGAUUACAUCUCAUAAAUGUCUAGGGAAAUUAGCGAAAAUCUCUAACGAUUCAGGCUGGAAAACUGUUGGCUUAUUUUUAUAGACGGAGUUGGAACCUUUUAGAAAUUCUAGUAGUUGCAUUUCCUGAUAGCCUUCUUUGCAACACAAUAGAAUGUAAAAAAAAAACUUUUCCCAAUCAAGGGAGAGGAGGGUGUGGUACAGCGCUAAACAACGAAUCGGUGACGUCAAUAUCAAAACAAAAAUAAGGGGUAGGCAACCGUUGGACGCUUCAUCUUUAUAAAACAUAAUUUGCGUUAAUGAAAUGACAUUAAAUUGAAACUAGUUUAGGAAGGAACAUGGUUCAAGGUUCCAUGAGGGUAAAGAUAAAAAUAAGAUCAGAGGCAUUGGUGACAACAUAAUGGCUGGCUUCGUUAUGAUCCUUAUAUAAGACCUCCAAAAAUCCCCCAGGGAGUGUGCUGGGCAGGGCGUUUGUAAUGGAUACAAAUAUAAUUGAAUUAGUUUAGCAAUGGAUACAAAUAUAAUUGAAUUAGUUUAGCAAUGGAUACAAAUAUAAUUGAAUUAGUUUAGCAAUGAUACAAAUAUAAUUGAAUUAGUUUAGCAAUUUGAAACAUCGAGAAAAAUAAAAUUUUGGUACAAAAUCCAUGAUUAUGAAGUGUGUUACCCUUUUCCCAACAAAAUCCCUCAUUGUGAAUUGUGUUACAUUUCAUUCUCAAAAAAUCUCUAAUUGUAAAGUGUGUUACCUUCAUCUUAACAAAUCCCUCAUUGUGAAGUAUGUUACCUUCAUCUCAACAAAAUCCCUCAUUGAGAAGGGUGUUACCUAAAUCUAUAAACAAUCCUUCAUUUUUAAAAAUAUAUUUAGUUGUCAACGAUGAAAAAGAGACAGGAAUUUGCUCUAACGUAUUUCCUGUCGUUAGGUCCGGUGUUAAGUCAAGAAAAUAUCGACCUAACCACGCCACACAUACAAGACUCAAAAACAACAAUGCAUAACGUUCUGUGUGGACAAGAAUUUAAUGUUACGACUUAGUCGGGACGAAAAAAAUUGGACUUAAGGAUUUAUGUAGACUAAUGGCCAACAAAAAGGGAAGUGGCUAUUGUCAUUGUAAGGGUUAGUCAUAAGAUAAAUAAACAAUUUUCUAGAAAAUUCUAUAUUUUUCCUUGGGGGUACACAUUAUUAGGAUCCAAAAGCUUAUGGAAAUCUAAGUUUAGUCAAAAUAGUUUUAUACUUUCCUUGUAAUUUUCUCAGUAUAGGUAAUUUUUCUAUUUUUACGUUUUUUGAAGUUACUGGGUUUUUCUGGAAGUUUCAAUUUUUCUUGGACGGUUUUUAGAAUAAUCAAAUGUCCCAUGCAAAUUUUAGUUAAGCUCCAUGAAUUUCUUUACCUUUCUGUCAAGUUUUGAUAUUCAUUCAUAACUGUUUUGAGUUAUAUAAAUGUCCUUAUUAUGUGUUUGAUGUUUCUAUAACUUUCAAUGAGUUUCCUCGAAUAUUACGAAUUAAGAUUUAUAGAUUUCCCGUUGUAAAGUCCGGUCAUAAAGUCAGGUCAUUAGGUUCGAUGACAAAGACUUUUGAGACAAAACUUCAAUAGAAGCGACCACAAGGGCUCCAGCGACUUUUUCAUCACCAACAUUGUGUGCCGUAUUAACAAGUCCGUAGGCUGAUCACAGAAUACACUGAUAUAGACUUAUAUGACCUUUAAACACAUGGCAUAAAUGUUCGCCUUCGUUUGUUAAAACUUUUCUCCACCCUUCCUUGUUACGACCAAUUACUGUGGACUUAUUUGACCUUUCCCUUAUUACAUAUAUUAACUCUCUUACAUACUAAUAAUCUAUUUAAUUCUUCUUGCUGUCCUCUCGGAUACUAGCUAGUGUUUAUAUUACAUUUUAAAUGUAUUUUACUGUUAGUUGUUUGCUGAAGAAUAGGCUUCUUGCCGACACGUUCGUUAUUUUGUUGCGUCGUGUUUUUUGACAUUUUCCCAAAAUUUGUUUGACUUAUUUCCUACUAUCUAGCCUUCUCUCCUGUAAUACUAUCAACAUCUAAACGUAAUGCUAUCAUCACUGCACUGUCAUGCUAUCUUUUCUAUUUAAACAUACGACUGUAACACUGCUUUAAACACAACAUCGGACUGCGACACUGCUUUUAACGUUGCUUAUAACACUACAUCCUUCUACAACACUCCCAUUUACAAGACAUAGUUUAUCAAAACAUACCCAACCCUAAGCUGAACUUUCCAAUGUUCUAGACCUACCUUUACAGUUACCUACCUCUACAAAUAACUUCCUCCAGAGAUAACUUCUUCCCCAGGUAAUCACCUUAAAAUAUACCUACCUCUCAAGGUUACUAUCAGACAAGGUACCCAAAUCCCCAGGUAAAUACCUCCCCAUGUACCUACCUCCCAAUGUAUCUACCUCCCCAAUUACCUACCUUCCAAUGUUCCUUCCUCCACAGGUAACCACCUCAAGAGUACCUAAAUUCAUGAUGAGGUCAUUGAAAGACUCCCCCAGGUCCCAACGAACAAUUCACUGGACGCCGUACCAACAUUUGAUGAGAUACAGACAGCGAUCCGCCCAAUGUCCAAUGGCAAAGUACCUGGCCUCGACAUGAUUCCUGCCAAAAUCUACAAGGAGGGUGGACCAGCGCUGACGGGUAAGCUAUUGCGUUUAUUCCAAAUCAUCUGGCGGACGGAAACUGUACCACAAGACCUCAAGGAUGCCUCAAUCAUCCACCUGUACAAACACAAAGGUAACCACCAGACAUGCGACAAUCACCGCGGAAUUUCACUACUGUCCAUUGCAGGCAAGAUCUUGGCCCGAGCCCUUCUGAAACGCCUGAAUGCACAUCUGGAGCUAGGUCUCCUACCCGAAAGUCAAUGCGGUUUCCGCAAAAAACGCGGAAUUGUCGAUAUGGCGUUUGCUGCUAGACAGCUUGAAGAGAAAUGCCAGGAACAAUAUACAUACCUAUAGUCUACAUUUAUCGACUUGAAAAAGACAUUUGACAGGGUCAAUAGAGGCGGCCUGUGGAAAAUCAUGAAGAAAUACGGAUGCCCAGACAAGUUCACCAACAUCAUCCGUCAGCUGCAUGAUGGUAUGAUGGCCCGAGUGCAUGACAAUGGUCAAUCAUCUCAAGCAUUCCCCGUCAAAAUCGGUGUAAACCAGGGUUGUGUUCUUGCUCCCACACUCUUCAGUAUUAUGUAUUUCACAAUGCUGUGUAAUGGGUUUAAGGACUCCACCACGGGCUUGCCAGUCCGGUUUCGUACUGAUGGAUCAGUAUGUAAGCCUUACGUUGAACCCAAUAUCAUCAUCAGUGGACAUUGUCUCAACCCGGUGGAUAAAUUUACUUACUUGGGCAGCACCCUCUCUAGAUCUGUCGUCAUGAAUGAUGAAAUGAAUGGCAGACUCUCAAAAUCUAGUGCCCUAUUUGGCAGGCUCCGCAGCACUGUUUGGGACAGGAGAGGUAUCAGUCGCGAAACAAAGCUCAAGGUCUAUAGCUCAGCAGUCCUGCUCUAUGGAUGUGAAACGUGGACAGUCUACCAGCGUCGCGCCAAUAAACUGAAUCAUUUUCACACUACCUGCCUCAGGAAACUCCUCAAUACCAGGUUGCAAGACAAAGUCCCCGAAACCAAGGUCCUUGGUAGAGUGAACUUACCUAUUAUCUUUACUACUCUGAUGAAGUCUCAGCUCUGUCGGAUGGGACACGUAGCCCAUAUGCAAGAACACCGGCUCCAAAACAAUUAUUCUUCAGAUAACUCACGAUUGGCGAGCGCUCCCAAGGAGGUUAAAAAAAAAAGCGUUACAAAGACUCACUGAAAGUGGCACUAAAGGCCUUCAGCAUAAACCCUACUCAAUGGGUGCAGACAGCCCAGGACAGAGCCAGGUGGAGAGUUGCUGUCAAGAAGGGGGCUAAAUCCCAUGAAGCUAAUAGAAUAACCACAGCUGAGACACGCAGGCUUGUCCCAAAUAGCAACAUUAGGUCACCAUCUGAAGCAACUAUUCCAUGCCCUCGGUGUCAUAGAUUAUUCCGAGCACUGAUCGGUCUAGCAAGCCACCUACGAGCUCAGCGUAAUCCCAACCUCGCCCUAACCGGAUGACCCGAUGGUCCUAGUCGACUUCGACGGACGAACAACACAGCACCUAAACUCACAUGUACAUUCCCCCCCCCCCUGGUAAAUACCUUGCAAUGUACCUACCUCUCAGGUACCUACCACUCCUGGGUACUACCUCACAAGGUCCUCACCUCCCAGGUACCUGCCUCCCCAAGCAACAACCUCCCCCAGGUACUUACCCCAGGUGCUUAUCUUCCCAGGUAAACACCUCACAAGUUAGCAAUCUCAUAAGUUACCUACCUCCCUGGAAAAAAAAAUAUGUGUGACUCUAUUUGUAUUGCAAUCAAUAGAUCAACAAUAACUGUUUACUAAUGAAAAUGACCCAUCUAACAUGACUCACCCCUUUAAAAAAGCCUUACAUUUCUUAUCUCACAUUUCUCACAAAAGCCUUACCUUUCUUAUCUAACAUUGCUCACAAAAGCCUUACAUUCUUAUCUCACAUGGCUCACAAAAGCCUUACAUUUCUUAUCUAACAUUGCUCACAAAAGCCUUACAUUUCUUAUCUAACAUUGCUCACAAAAGCCUUACAUUUCUUAUUUCACAUUGCUCACAAAAUCCUUACAUUUCUUAUCUCACAUUGCUCACAAAAGCCUUACAUUUCUUAUCUCACAUUGCUCACAAAAGCCUUAAAUUUCUUAUGUCAGAGACUACAUGUCAAAACUCCCCCAACACUCACAACCAGAAAAGAAAAAAAAAACUGUUUAAAUUUCUUUUCUUGUUGGACGUUCACAGUUGCGAACACUUUUGUAAUAAUUAUGAUAUAAUACUAUUGUAGAAUUAAUGAUAAGGUACAAUUUUAGAAGUAAUGAUACAAUAAAAAUGUUGGAUUUAAUGAUACAAUACAAUUUUAGAAAUAAUGAUACAAUGCAAUGUCGAAAUUAAUGAUAUAAUAAAAACUUAAAAUUAAUGAUACAAUACAAAGUCAGAAUGAAUGAUACCAUGCACUGUACUGAUCUAUUUUGCCCACAGCUGUAGACGUACCUCUGUUGUUGUACUGAUCAUUGCAGUCAGCAUUCUAGUGGUCAUCUCUUACCAUUUAGUGGACAAACCUCACCGUUACCUGGACAGCUGGAGGUUGGAAACAUUCAACAGGUUCGGUGAUAUCUGACCUUUUAGUGAUUGAUACACCAAGCAAUUUGAAUAAUUUGGCAUAACCUUUGUAGAUUUAAAGAAAGUUAGACAAGGGAAUUGGGGAAACCUAUGCGUUGAUUUUGGAAGGUUAGCCUUUUAGGUGAUCAUGGAUGUUGAGCUUUGACAGUGAGACUGGGGGUGAGACUGGCAGGUGGGAGUGCUAGGUGAGACUGGAAGGUGGGACUGGAAGGUGGGACUGGAAAGUUGAACUGGAAGGUGAGACUGAGAUUAGCUUUGAAAGUGAUGCUGUAAAGUGAGACUGGGUGGUAAGACUGCAAGGUGGGACUAGGGAUGUGAUUCUGAAUCGUGAGACUGGAAAGUGAGACUAGAAGGUGAGACGGGAAGGUGAGCUUGGGAGAAAUAAACAUAGGUGAGUAUCAAAUCUAUUGUAAGAGAACAAUUUGAAAUUGAAACCCUGAAUGUUUACCCUAGUAAACCUCUCCCGUCUCAUUCUUUUGGUGACACUCUGUGCAAUCUGCGCAUCCAACCCCCCUUUUGACAUGCAUUGUUAUCUGUUGCUCAAUAGUUUAUGGAUCUUGUCUGAGUAUGAAAUUACGAUUUUACAAAUAUUGUUUACUAUAGAUAUAAAUCGUCUGUCCCUAAUAUCACCAACCUACCGAUACCAAGGAUUCCCAGUCAGCAAUGGACCAAUGCUUCUAAUCAUUUAUGGACCAAUGCCUCCAGUCAGCUUUGGACCAAUGCCUCCAGUCAGCUAUGGACCAAUGCUUCUAGUCAGUUAUGGACCCCUGCGUCUAGUCAGCUAUGGACCAAUGCGUCCAGUCAAGCUUCAAAGAUUGCAGCAGAUACUAAGCCCAAGAAACGUUACCUAAUCUACCUUUGUGAUGGCGAUGCUUAUUGCUACGGCCUGGGAGACCGUCAGCGUGGUUUGAUUGGUGUCUUCAUUCUGUCCGAAGUGACCAAUCGUCAGUUUGGUAUCAAAAUGACAGCACCUGCGCCAUUCAGAGAUUUCUAUGAGCCAAACAAAGUUCUAUGGGACAUCUCGGAACAUGAGCUUAUCAAUAAAUCAACUACAAUAAUUAAGGUACGGUAUUUGGGACAAAUGGGAACACGAGCUUAUCAAUAAAUCAACUACAAUCAUUAAGGUACGAUAUUUGGGACAAAUCGGAAUACGAGCUUAUCAAUAAAUCAACUACAAUCAUUAAGGUACGGUAUUUGGGGCAAAUCGGAACACGAGCUUAUCAAUAAAUCAGCACAGUUAUAGAGUUAGGAUAUUAAAGUAGAGUAUUUGAAAGUCUUGUAUUAUUUUUAAAAGUAUCCAAAUAGAAACUUGUGACUUAAUUUGUGUUGUGUCUCAUCCUAAAUGGACGAUGUAUUAACUUUGUAGAAGUCAUCUUCUAACAGAACACAUGCUUGUGGCUUCACAAAAGUCAAAAUCUGUGGCUUUCCUAAACAUAUAUUCUGUAAAUUAUGGAUCUUAAAAAUCCAACAUGUCCAAGCUAUUGAUUAUAACUUUUAGAAAUAUUACCUUGGAGAAACUUGGAUAAUCUCAUGCAAACUAUAUACUCUUGUACUCAAACACAAGUAGUCACUAACGCACCUUGAUGGCUGAUCUAACAUAGACGCACCAGUAGUAACUAAUGCCCAUUAUUGACUGGUCUAAUAUAUGCACCAGUAGUCACUAAUGCACCUUAAUGACUAGUGCAACAUAGACGCACAGUAGACACUAAAACACAAUAAUGACUAGUCUAACGCUGAAACACUGAUAGACACUAAACACAUUAAAUUACUAGUCUAAUAUUGACACACUAGAAGACCCUAAACACAUCAAUGACUGGUCUACUAUUGACACAUCAGAAGCCACUCAACACAUUAAUGACUAGUAUAAUACUUAGAAGAUCUUUAGCUCUCUUCCUAGUGUAACAUAAAUAUGGAUAUAUAUGGAUAUAUAUAUAUAUAUAUAUAUAUAUAUAUAUAUAUAUAUAUAUAUAUAUAUAUAUUCUCUCUAUAGAGUAACAUAUAUAUAUAUAUAUAUAUAUAUAUAUAUAUAUAUAUAUAUAUAUAUAUAUAUAUAUAUAUAUAUAUAUAUAUAAACAAUUCAUUAAAUAGUUAAAAAUAAUGCUAAUUUACUUGUAUAGUUUCGACAAUUACUGAAAUAUCGCCAUUACUUUAAAUACUUUAAAUGUGUCAAUCUCCAUUCAGUACUUUAAGACACAGACCGCUGAACUCAACCACAUCAACUUUAACGAAGCGUAUCCCCAAGACGUGGUCUACGUCAGGACCAACCAGGAGAUCUGGCGAUCCAUCAAACUCAAUCCUUACUACAAACGGAAGUUCCCCGACUGGGCGCGAGGAAGACGUUGCAAUAUAUUCGCCAAUGCUUGGCUCAAGCUUACAAGACCCACCCUGGAGUUACGGACUAAGCUCAAUGAAGUAUUGGUGACUAUAGCUAAGGCCAUGAUAGGGAAUUCAUCAGAGAGUCAGUCCUGCACCAACUGUACACAAAUCCAUAGAGAUGGGAACAACACCAAAGUUACAGCAAACCCGUCUCUGACACCUGGCAUUACUUUGGACAAAAUUAAUGACCUUAAUGGAUAUGCCGUGGCAAAUCUUAGAUUAGUCUGUGCCCAUGUAAGGAUGGGGCACAGUGACACCCUCCCGUUUGAGAACGACAGGAGAAAUAGUUUUGACAGUGUUAGCAAGGUUUGGGAUUUUCUGAGACCGUACGUGGAGAAAGGUCAUCAUGUCUACCUGGCAACUGACAGUGACAAGGUGAGAUAA
Lymnaea stagnalis (great pond snail) is the source of this 9624-nucleotide messenger RNA. NCBI's taxonomy places the organism in Eukaryota, Metazoa, Mollusca, Gastropoda, Lymnaeidae. The record is from the annotation of a GenBank genome assembly.